AUGUUCCUCUUCGCCCAAGAGACCAAGACCCCCGUGAGCACCUACACAGACUCCUACCGGCCACCCAACUCCGUGAAGAAGAUUUUCCAAGAGCCCUCGGCACGGCUCUGGAAGGAGAACAAGUUUGUGACCAAGGGAUUAGCGAUUCCGCCAGUGCCGAGCCCCACGAGCCCAGACCAGCAGGAGAAGCUGCUGAAGGCCGCGGCACAGGAGUUCGCCUACAGGAACGCCGUGGAGCCCAGCGCCUACCUGCCCGAGAAGUACUGGGUGACCCGGCAGGAAGAGAGGUACAACCCGGUUUUUGUCAAUGAGGACAGGUACGUCACGUGGCGAACGUCCCCUUAUAACAGCGGCCUGGAAAAUAAAUACACCACCUACCUCCCGCGCCUGCCCAAGGAGGUGAAGAUGGAGGCGCUGCUGGAGAGCACAGCCAGGCCCGAGCACCUCCACCGCUGCGAUGGCGACAUCGGGCCCCCGGACACCACCCGGCACCUCCACCCGCUGGCGGAGAGGGCUGAAUAUCCCGUACUGCCAGUCCAGCCCCGGAGUAACGUGCUAUGCACUUUCAUGCAGCCCGCAGCCAUCCUGCCUGUAUACGAGCCCUAA
Messenger RNA from Tinamus guttatus (white-throated tinamou), 606 nucleotides. Lineage: Eukaryota; Metazoa; Chordata; Aves; Tinamiformes; Tinamidae. The record is from RefSeq and is a predicted model, not a curated record.